Molecule: messenger RNA, 3384 nt
Organism: Mauremys mutica (yellowpond turtle)
Lineage: Eukaryota; Metazoa; Chordata; Testudines; Geoemydidae
Gene: BBS7
Product: Bardet-Biedl syndrome 7
Exons: 20
Coding region: 144-2375 (743 amino acids)
Biological process (GO): intracellular transport; intracellular protein localization; non-motile cilium assembly
Cellular component (GO): axoneme; ciliary basal body; BBSome
Molecular function (GO): protein binding
Source: RefSeq, a predicted model, not a curated record
GCGGGUAGUGAGCUGUCUCUGGGAGAAGGCUGUGUUGGAGCGGGCCGCCGGGUGGGGACAGAGAGGCUGGGGCCGCGGCCCCUCCGCCCGCUGGGGGUCAGUCCCUGGACCGUGCGGGCGGAGUCGCCCCUGAGCCUGGGGCCAUGGAGCUGCAACUGGCCCGCGUGGAUUAUUUGCAGGUGGGAGUGACAUCUCAGAAGACCAUGAAGCUUCUUCCUGCAUCAAGACGUAGGGCAACACAGAAGAUUGUCAUUGGAGAUCAUGAUGGUGUUGUUACAUGUUUUGGCAUCAAAAAGGGGGAAGCUAUGCCAGUGUUCAAGACACUGCCAGGGCAAAGGAUCACAAGGCUGGAGCUGGGAGGAGCUCUUAAUACACCACAGGAGAAAAUUUUUGUGGCUACAGGAUCAGAGGUUAGAGGUUUCACAAAGAGAGGGAAGCAGUUCCUUUCAUUUGAAACUAACCUCACUGAAAACAUCAAAGCUAUGCAUAUAUCGGGAGCAGAUCUCUUUCUUUGUGCAAGCUAUAUCUAUAACCAUUACUGUGACUGCAAGGACCAGCACUACUACCUGUCAGGAGAUAAAAUCAAUGAUGUCCUCUGUCUUCCAGUAGAGAAACUGUCUUGCAUUAGACCAAUAUUGGCAUGCCAGGAUAGAGUCCUUAGAGUUUUACAGGGGUCUGAUUUGCUAUACGAAGUGGAAGUUUCUGGACCGCCUACUGUUCUUGCUUUAAACAAUGGAAAUGGUGGUGAUUCUGGAGAAGAACUUCUGUUUGGAACAUCUGAUGGGAAAGUUGGUCUCAUUCAGGUUUCAAGUGCAUCUCCGGUACAUAAGUGGGAAGUCAGAAAUGAGAAGAAGAGAGGAGGUAUCUUAUGUAUUGAUAACUUUGAUAUUCUGGGUGAUGGAGUUAAAGAAUUACUUGUUGGCCGAGAUGAUGGUAUGUUAGAAAUCUAUAACUUCGAGAGCACAAAUGAGCCUAUCCUUCGAUAUGAUCACGCCUUAUCAGAGAGCAUCACAUCUAUCCAGGGUGGCUGUGUAGGAAAGGAUGGGUAUGAUGAAAUCUUAGCAUCCACAUAUUCAGGAUGGGUGACAGGACUGACUACAGAGCCUAUCCAUAGGGAAGGCGGAUCUGGUGAAGAACUAAAGAUAAGCCAAGAGAUGCAGAACAAGAUUUCAUCCUUAAGGAAUGAGUUGGAACAUUUACAGAUAAAGGUAUUGCAAGAACGUGAAAAAUACCAGCAGUCUUCUCAGUCCAGUACUGCUCUUUCAGCAGUACCUGCAUUUAGUGUGAAUGACAAGUUUACAUUAAAUAAGGAUGAUGCCAGCUACAGUCUUAUCUUAGAGGUGCAGACAGCAAUAGAUAAUGUCUUGGUACAGAGUGAUGUCCCAAUAGACCUACUGGAUGUGGAUAAAAAUUCUGCUGUUGUUAGUUUUAGUGGCUGUGAUUCUGAACCAAACAGCAACUUUCUCCUUGCCACUUACCGAUGCCAAGCAAAUACUACUAGACUGGAGCUUAAGAUUCGAUCAAUUGAAGGCCAGUAUGGGACAUUGCAAGCAUAUGUAACACCAAGAAUUCAACCGAAAACCUGCCAACUUUGUCAAUAUCAGAUUAAACCACUUUCACUUCAUCAAAGAACUCACUUUAUUGAUCAUGACAGACCUAUGAACACACUGAUGCUCAAAGGCCACUUCAGUUUUGCUGAAAUUCACUCCUGGGUUGUGUUUUGCUUGCCUGAAGUUCCAGAAAAAACUCCAAUAGGCGAUAGUGUUACUUUCUACUUUCAGAACACCUUCCUGGAUACACAGCUUGAAAGUACUUACAGGCUGCCUGCACAAAACAUUUCUUCUGUGCAAAUUUUUGAAGCAGAGUUCAGAUUUGUGCGCCAUGAGGCAAAUGCGCUGAAUAAAGGGGAGGGAUUUUUCAAAUCUGACAACAUUUCUACCAUAUCCAUUCUAAAAGAUGUGCUCUCUAAAGAAGCCACCAAAAGGAAAAUUAAUCUCAAUAUAUCAUAUGAUAUAAAUGAAGUAUCUGUGAACCACACAUUAAAACUAAUCCACCCGAAACUAGAAUAUCAGCUGCUGUUGGCCAAGAAAGUUCAGUUAAUAGAUGCUUUAAAAGAGUUGCAGGUUCAUGAAGGAAACAUGGACUUCCUGAUACCAGAGUACCGCUGCAUUUUAGAGGAAGCAGACAACCUUCUUGAAGAGUACAAGAAACAACCUGCACAUCUUGAGAGACUUUAUGGCAUGAUUACAGAUCUCUUCAUUGAUAAGUUUAAAUUUAAAGGCACAAAUGUGAAAACCAAAGUUCCUCUUCUUCUGGAAAUUUUGGACAGUUAUGACCAAAAUGCACUGAUUGCAUUCUUUGAUGCUGCUGCCUAAACUAGAAGAAAUGAAAUAUUGGGACAGUUUUCUUACUGAUGUGAACCAGGACAAUCAGAUAUUGAAUAUUUUUAAUUUAAGUAUUUUUAGUAUAUCUUGAUUUGCUUUUUAUGUAUCUAACUGUGUUGACAGUUCUAUAAUGUGGUCCUGUACUUAUAUUUAUUACAGUAUGUUGAGAAUUUGAGCUGAAGAUAACUGUAAAGCCUAUUGCAUAUAAAGUAUGUUUACUUGAAUACCGAUCAUAAUAGGUGAAGAAAAUUGUGAUAGGAUCAGGUGCAAAGACUUAUUAUUUUUUUUGAAAAUACUAACUUUUAUUACUGUAGUUAAACAGGACAUGGGAGAAGAUUCCACAGUUGUAAGAGUUCUAGAGAAACAAGUCUUUGUGGACUUGGCAUCUAUCUAAUAUUAAAUAUAGUGGGGGAAAUUAAGAAAGUAACAAUUGAAAUGUAUAGCUAUAUCAAACUUUAAAAUACUCACUGUAUACAGAAAAUGAUACAAUACUGUAAAUUACCUGUAUGUUGUAUAUAUUAUAGAUAUUUAAGACAAUUUUGUAUGUAGGAAGGGAAAGAGGUACUCAGUUGCUUUUAAGGGUAAUUAGGUAUAUAAUUGCAUUAUGUUGCAUAAGCUGUCUAGUAAGUAUAAAAUUCUUAAGAACGCAUAUAAAUUAUUGUAUAUAGUCUCUUUAGAAGGGAUUGAGUUAGAUUGCCUCCAUACUGCUCCUAUGCCUGAAACGCUCACUGUCACAAUCUAUCAGGCGCUUACCCUCUUUGUGGCUUUUUUCCCUUCAAAACCUUCCCGAAAACUUUCUAUUACAAAGUCCACAGUCUCUAAUAUCUUUUAGUAACAAUGGCAUCUCCUAUCUCUCUCAAAGCAUUUUUGAGAGAACACUUUUCUGUCCUAUGGAUUUAGAUGGUAAGCAUAUUAGGACUGGAAGACUAACUACUUUUGUCUUGUACAGCAUCAGUCAUGCUGUCUAUGCCUAACAAAAAAUAAAUCUGUUUUCAAUGAG